UCAUCGUGACUACUCGAUAAGAGACGAGUUUUCGUGUCUAGCAGGGCAGAGACGUUUGGCACUAAUGAAAUCCGAACGUGUUAACAAAAUGAGUGCGCCAAUACCGCCUUUCCAGACCGUGACAAAAACUAUCAUUAAGUCGAAACAGAUUUACGCACCCGUAGGACCGUACAGCCAAGCCAUAUUGGCAAAUAACAGUACCUUGUAUAUAUCCGGGGUGCUAGGUCUCGAUAAGGAAGCGCAGGUAGUUUGCGGCGGAGUCGAAGCACAAACGCGGCAAGCUCUAGAGAACCUGGAACGCGUGCUUGAAGCAGGUGGUGCUUCACUAGAAUCCGUAGUGAAGACAACUAUACUGCUUGUUGAUAUGAACGACUUCCGAUGUGUUAACCAAGUUUAUGCAGAAUAUUUCAAGAAAUACGCUCCGGCAAGAGCGACAUAUCAAGUGGCUAAGCUGCCACUGGGCGCAGCAGUGGAAAUCGAAGCUAUAGCCCUCAGUGGAAAACUGGUGGUUUCUGAAAUCGGUCCUUGCCCGUGUACUCGUGCCUAGUUUAUUAUUACACUUGAUAUGUGAAACGAAUAAAUAUAUAUACAAUAUAUAAUACGAUAUACGAAGGAACUUUAAUCACGUCGAUGUUUUGUAGA
This is a messenger RNA of Hyposmocoma kahamanoa, 642 nucleotides long. It is a transcript of the gene UK114, whose product is annotated as 2-iminobutanoate/2-iminopropanoate deaminase-like. Gene Ontology annotation, cellular component: cytosol. Lineage: Eukaryota; Metazoa; Arthropoda; Insecta; Lepidoptera; Cosmopterigidae. The record is from RefSeq and is a predicted model, not a curated record. The transcript has 3 exons. The coding region runs from base 65 to 547 and encodes 160 amino acids. Gene Ontology annotation, molecular function: deaminase activity.